Messenger RNA from Fusarium oxysporum Fo47, 306 nucleotides. RefSeq lists its product as uncharacterized. Lineage: Eukaryota; Fungi; Ascomycota; Sordariomycetes; Hypocreales; Nectriaceae. The transcript has 2 exons. The coding region runs from base 1 to 306 and encodes 101 amino acids. The record is from RefSeq and is a predicted model, not a curated record.
AUGGACUAUCCCUACAGACCAUACGGGUCAGCCUCCAGUCGCACAGUAACACAAACGGCCCGUAAUGACGCAUAUGGCGGCAAACACCAACCAGUCACUUCUCCGUAUCCAGAUCAGUCAGCCCUAGUAGCCAUGCUAGACCCGGCUUACCAUAUGACCCAGCUCGUCAGGGCAUGGCCUUUCAUGACCCAAGUCGACGAGGAGAUUUGUACAGGUCGGGCUAUGACCAGGGAGAAAGCUCUCGAGGACCUCCAGGUGUCGGUAAUAGUGCACAGCUUUCUAACCAUUAUGUACAUGGCUCUCUGA